ACCCCCUCUUCAUUGUUCCUGCGGCUGCGAGCCGCCUCCCCGGCGGCGCUGCGCGGUGCCAGCAUCUCCCCGCCUCCCCGGCAGCCGCGACACGGCGCCGCCGCUGACGGGCGCUCGCAGGUGAGGGGCGGCCCCUGCCCGCCCGGCUCCGGGGGCAGCUCGGCGGCGGCAGCAGCAGCAGCAGGAGGGCGAGCAGCCGGCUGUUUUUUCAAGUUCUGGAAGUAGCAGGACAUUUGGUUGCUAACUGAUCUGAAACUUGCGCUAAACCUUGGAAAAGUCUGCGGUGGGGAGACAUUCACCUCUACAUACCCCACAGUUCUCUGCAUCAGAAGAAAGGGACUUCAUAUGCAAGAGUGGUUCAAAGUGAUGAUGUAACUUUGAUAACGCUGAAGGUCUGCUAAGAAUAAGUGACUUUGCAAAGGGCUUCUCCCUCCCCUCCUCUUUUUCUUUAUCUUUUUUUUUUUUUCCCCUAAUAACUGCCUCUCUCAGAAGCUACAAGCAAGAUGCCAGCCAAGACACCAAUCUACUUGAAAGCUGCUAACAAUAAGAAAGGGAAAAAAUUCAAACUAAGGGAUAUUUUGUCUCCUGAUAUGAUCAGUCCACCACUUGGAGAUUUUCGUCAUACCAUACACAUCGGAAAAGAGGGGCAACAUGAUGUUUUUGGAGAUAUCUCCUUUUUGCAGGGCAACUAUGAGCUAUUGCCUGGAAAUGAAGGAGAAACCAGAGUUAGUCAAUCUGGUGGCCACAAUGAAUUCUUAAGGGCGAACAGCACUUCUGAAUCCAUGUUUACAGAAACUCCAUCACCAGUGCUCAAAAAUGCUAUCUCCCUUCCUGCCAUUGGGGGUUCUCAAGCCCUUACGUUGCCCUUACUGUCACCAGUGACAUUUAAUUCAAAGCAAGAAUCUGUCAGGUCGUCAAGAAAUCCUAGGCUUAGCUGUGAGCCAGUAAUAGAAGAAAAAUUGCAGGAGAAAAGUACACAGAUGGAAGAUGGUGAGACAUACAAAGAUGAUGUAUGGGAGCAAAAUGGUGGUUCUUCUCAUCUUACUAAUGGUAGAGACAGUCACUCAUCCAGCUUUUCUGAACGAUGCACUGAUUGGCAAACAGUUGAUUUAUUCAAUGACAGUCGACUUUCAUGUGAACUAACCAAGACAAAGACUAAGUCAGAAGAGUCUCUUUCAGAUCUUGCAGGUUCUCUUCUCUCAUUACAGCUUGACUUGGGACCUUCGCUUUUGGAUGAGGUCCUGAAUGUAAUGGACAAGAAUAAAUCUUAGAACUGGUACUCCCUUCUUCUUUAUAAGUGAUUCACUUAAACAAAAAAACAUAGUUCAAAAGUAGAGACACUUAAUCAGCUGUAUUUGCAGUUGUUUGACGGGUUUUCUAAAAAUGUUCUUAAAAUACUAUUUUUUUACCUAUUGUUUUUGAUGAUUUUUGUUACAAUAAAUUCUCAUAGCAGAGGGUAAAUUUUAAUAACAGUUUUCAGCAAAUAUGAAAUGUUUUUAAGUACCAGUAUUAAUGAUCAGAAACUUAAGAAACAGCUUGAGGAUGAUACUGAUUGUGACAUUUGAUUAGUUCAUUUUACAGGCUUCUGAAUAUAUGAGAAUCUCUUUAAGAGUCAGAAAGGAGACUGCUAUUGAUUAUUCACUUUUAUAAAUUAUUACAGCAUCACUCUACAUGUAAGCCUCUUUCUAGAACCUUAUGUUUGAAGGUUUGAUAGUGUUUUUCUUCAUUUUGCAUAGUACCAUUUCUGUUAUACCUUCACUGUAACUACUUUCUUGGUCUUACACUAACGCUCUGUAUUCAGAUGUGAACAAUUUGAAGGCUUUUUCAGCUUGAACACCUGGUCCAGACUCUCAGCUGCUUUAAAUGAGUGUUCACAGAUUUACACAAGUUGAGGCUUGGGCCUGAUAUUGUAUAUGAAAUUAUAUGUUGUAAACAGGUGACACAAGAUAUUAUGGUUAAAUUAUUUUAAAAGUUGAAAUAUAUUUUUUGUGUGCAUAUUGGCUUUUUAACAUGGGAGCCUACAUGUGCAGUAUCUCAUCAAAAUAAUCGCUUGGCGUUAUUGGUGCUCUUCUGAAAAUUGUAUAUUUGUGUGUUUGAAAAGAAAUAUGUAUUGAUACUUCUUGCUUUUUUUCUUCAUUUAUUGCCACACGUGCUUAAACUCGCAACAGAUUAUUUUAACUUUUGAAGAAAGCACUGGUUAUUCACAAUGCUUGUGAUGUGUGCUGCAACAGCCAAUAUUUGGGAAAUGUGGAUCCCUUAAUACAGCACCUACAUGGAUUGCAUACGUAUCAUGUGCAAUACAAUAAACAAAACUUUAAAUUGCUAUGUCUUUGUGAUUUGGUACAUAGCCUCACCAAAAUACAAAGUUGUGUUUUCUGCUGUAAUGAAGUGGACUGCAGUAGAUUUGCAGAAAUAUGGGACCAAGGGGUAGAUAAAUUAUACUAUUUUAAUUCAGCUGAAUUCUCCGAUUUGGUUUACUUCCUGGGGUUUUAAGGGCAGACUCCAUGUAAGUAGAACCCUUUGGGAUAUAUGCUAGUUUUAAAUAAUUGGAGACAAGAAUCCAGUACUUUGGUUCUAGUGAAGGUAAUGGCAAAGUUCCAGAAGCUUUCUCUGAAGUCUUUAGGUAAAAUCCUGACACAGUCUGUAGGCUGUUCUUCAUUAGAUAACCACAUUUAUCUGUAUAUUCCUAUCAGAACAUGAAAGUCAUGGAUGAUUUAAUACAUAUUAUAUUUAUCCUUAAAAUUUCUAGGGAGCAAAUGCCACCUAAUUCCAUUCUUUCAGUGUGUUUUAGGAGCACAGUCAUCUAUUUCCAGCUGAGAUAUUAUUGAGCAUUAAUAAGACAUGCAGCUACAUCCUCCCUAUAUUGUUUCUGUAAGUGAGAUGUAGAAUGGCAAGAACUGUGUUUAUUUUUAAGAUAAUGCUUAAUUGCCUUUGACUUUAUAUUCUGUGUGUGUAAGCCUGGAUUAAAUUUCCAGUGCAUUAUGAUCCAAGAAGAGUGGUUCUGUGACUGUACUGCUUUUUGUAUUCUAGAAAGCAGAUUCAAGCCUGUGCCUGGGCACAUGCUUCUAAUGGGAUCUGGGCAUUUAGAACCCGUUGAGAGUUUAGGCCAGAACUUCUAUUGGAAAAGUCUGUUUGUCGUUAGCAUAGGGGAAAUUUGAAUGAAAUGGGAAAUUAGAUGUUUUCUGUGUAGACCAGUAAUACCAUGAUUAGAACAUGAAAAGUGUUUGCUGAAUGAGAAAUUGUUGUUUUGCAGGACUUUUCAAGUAAGUAUUCUCUACAAUGCAGAAAGAGAUUCUAUUGCAAUUGUAUUAUUUUCACUUUGUCAUGUUUUGCAUAUGAUUUCCUAGAUUACUCUGCUGUAAAAUGUCUCACUAUUGCAGGAGACUUUGGUCUGUGCUAUCCUUCCUAUAUGAUUGCUCUUCUAAAUGAACAAAUCCUCAGGUCUUGUUCAGACUACCCAUUCUUAUCACUAAAAUGAUAACUAUCGCUCCAGGCAAAAAGAAAUACUGUGUUGUGGAGGAGAACCUUUGCUCAGGUCAAGAACAGGACUUUUUCACUGGCAAAGCAGAUUUAAUCUUUCAUUAAAGCCUUCUGUUACUUCCUUCAGAAGCUGGAUCCCUGAAUUGUUCAGAUAUGCUUAGUCUUACAUGUAAAGACCUAGAAGAUGCAAAGUUUAAAUGUGCUCAGCUUCUGUUCUGACAUGGUUUUCUGUAAAAUACUGCUUUUUGUAAUCUGAUCUGGCAUUUCAGCUGUCACAAUACAGCGUGUCAGCUCAAAACCUUGAAUAUCUCAGGCUUGUGAGAAGCUCUGCCUUGAUAAAAUUCUUAGCAGAAAUUAGAGGGAGUUAGGCAAUUUCCUCAAAACCAAGAUAACUGCUGCAAGUUGGCCUUGGAACAGAGAACUAGAAGGAGUUGCCUUGCUUAUUACAUCAAUUUUCUGUAGCCACAGGGAAAAGGAUGCUAACUCUACAACUGCCCAGAAAGGUCUACAGAUGCUUCACAACUCUUCCAGUAUGCCAGAAAACACUUCCCCAUCUCUUCAACUAACCAAAGAAAUACAGUGAAGACCUAAAGAUGUAACUGAAAUGUGCCAGGGGAAGAAAGCAGAAGCCAUAAAACAUAUGUUUGGCGCCUGCAUUAAAUUCCUCAUCUAUACAAUCCUACAAGUUGGACUACGCACAGUAUAAUAUAAAAACAUACCAGAAAGUCCAAUAAUAAUCCGUUUCAAGAACCCUCGACCCCUUGUCCCAGUUCCCUUGCCAACUGAAUUGGGGUGAUCAGCAUUGUACUUGAGUAUGUCACUGGGAGGUAAAGAGCAAAUAGAAUGCUGGGAAGUUUACAACAAUGUAUUAAUCUCUGUCUUUUUCUGAUAAUGACCAAAUCCAAUGAUUUUGAGGAAACUGAAAAGCAAAAUGAACCUCCAAGCUAGAUCACAACUCAAGGAUGGAAAACAGACAAGGAGGCUGGCAGAAACACUGAGACAGGGAUUUGAUGCAAACAUGCAAUUUGUCUGAACACUAUUUCUUUUCAAGUUCCUUGUACAGGUACAUAAAGUAACUAAGGGCUUCCAUAGCCUUAAUUCCCCCCCUGCAUUGACAAAGUUACGUUAUGUUAAUAAAAUUGGCUUGACAUUUGCUUGAAUUCACACCCUUCAAAGUUUAAUGUAUUGAAGGUAUCCAUUUUGUUUCACCUGUUUACCCAUACCACUGUGGAGUGUGUACACAGGACAGACCAUCUGGAUUUCUUGGCAUAUGGGUAUAAGUAACUUUACAGUGCGUGAACGUGAUGAAAAAGAGCAGCGAAUCUGAAAAAAAAAAAGAAAUCGAGUAGAGUCAUAUGUAAUACCUUGUUUAAGGGUGAUUUGAUUACAUGGUCCUUUUUCCUUUUUGCAUUUAUUGGUGUUAAUAAGGAAGCCAGUUUUCAGGGUUAGGGCUGAAGGAUAUUCUUUAAUUUGUGUAAGAAAUUCACAACAAGAACAGGCUGAGGCCAAGUUUCAGAAAAGCAUUGGAGGACUUGACACCCAGAAGGUAUAUCAGCUCAAAUUUUUUUUUCUUUCUUGCUAGAUGGGAUGGGUGAAAGAAUUUCCUGCUAGAAUUCGUGAAAGAAGGGAAGUCAGGCAGAAUAACACUCGCUCUCAGUGCGCGAGUGAAAGAAGGGUGGCUGCCUUUUUUUGUAGAACGUCUGUCAUGGCCGGAAUUGGAAACAGCUUGUUGAUAAUGUCAAAUAUAAAUAAUUCAGCCUAGUAGGGAAGGUGUUGGAGCUGGCAUAGUGAGGCCAAAUAAAGUUCAGAUGAUGCAAGAAACAGCUAAGGAAGGGACACACUGGACUUUAUUCCAAGGCAAGAAAUUUAUGGUGGUUAUAAGCAAAUUGAUUAGAUUAGCAGUGACAUAACAUUUCUGCUUGCAUCUGUUUGCUUUUCAUAUAACACAAAGUACAUUAUUACAUCUGUUUCCUAUAAACACUUUAAUUUCAUAUACUGGUUUUUUUUAGGGGGUUUCCUGACUCCAAAUGUAAGGCUGGAUCUAUCACUAAUUGCUCCUCUCCAGUUAGUGUUUUACAAGUGCUGGAAAAUCAAGGAAGUACCCAAUGCUUUCUGUUUACUUUGAACUCUAAGGUAUUUUCUCCCUGUAACAAUUACA
This is a messenger RNA of Cuculus canorus (common cuckoo), 5638 nucleotides long. RefSeq names its product CDC42 effector protein 3 (gene CDC42EP3). The record is from RefSeq and is a predicted model, not a curated record. The coding region runs from base 504 to 1271 and encodes 255 amino acids. The transcript is spliced from 2 exons. Lineage: Eukaryota; Metazoa; Chordata; Aves; Cuculiformes; Cuculidae.